GUUGUCUGGCUUGAUUGAUGAUUGGUGUGACAACGCUACCGUAAUGAUCAAACAGUUUUUAUUCAUUUUCUGAUUGACCAAACGUUUUCUGCUUUUGCAAAUUCAAUUACAAAUUAAAUAUGAAAUUAUGAUGAGUAACUUUGUGUAUUAUUUGUUUGUGUUCAUUUGCUGUACGAUUACAAAAACAUACGCAGAAACUGUAAGGUAUUACUAUGAUUAUGAAUGUAAUGAGCCACUGGUAGCUAGUUCUAAGUUAACCGCAACUUCAAGUUUGAGAGAUAGAGGUCCAGAAAAUGCUAAGUUAUAUGGUCCACAGAGUGUAUAACAAUAUAUUUUGGACCAUACACCCAAUAGAAUUUGGAAAAUACUGUGUUUAUUCAACAAAAUCUUUGAGCAGAAACAAAAUGGAGAAUCAUUUUAAUACAAGAUGGGCCUUCAAUACCAGUUCUUGGAUACCCAAUGAACAUGACAUUUUAAAAGCAUCAAGCCUCAUACAGCCUGAAGAAAAAGAAAGAAUCUCACGGUUUGUUUUUAUAAAUGAUGCUAAAUCCUCAUUGGUUGGAAGACUAAUGAUGCGACAAUUUGUGUGUAUGACUACUGGGAUGCCCUAUAAUGAGAUAAGAUUUGGUAGGGAUAGUCAUGGAAAACCAUACCUUUUAGGCAUGGGUGAUAAUCAUAUAAGUUUCAAUGUUUCUCAUCAAGGUGACUAUGUUGUGUUAGCUGGUAACACAAAGCUGAAUAUUGGUGUUGAUGUUAUGAAAAUUGAGCCUCCUGCUAAUAAGAAUAUUGCAGAUUUUUUUCGGUUGAUGACCAGACAGUUUUCUAGAGAAGAAUGGAAGAUUAUCCAUAGUUUCCCUACAGAGCUGGAACAAGUCUCGUGUUUCUAUAGAAAUUGGUGUUUGAAAGAGAGUUAUGUUAAAAACACUGGUUUUGGUAUAACAGUGCCAUUGCAAGAUAUAAGUUUUGUUAUGAAAACUUUGAAAUUGGAAGUUGGCAAAUUUGUAACAGACACUGUUUUAUAUGAAAGGGGAAAUUUAAAACAGGAUUGGUUAUUUGAAGAAACUCUGCUAGAUGAUAAACACUCUGUGGCUGUUUCUAUGCAAACAAACAAUACAGUGGACUUCUCUUUUGAACCAUUUAAAAUUGUAACAUUUGAAGAAUUAAUUAAAGAAGCCUCUCCAUUAUAUGAUACUGAUGGAAAGUUUAGUAAGGAUUUUAUUAAAAAGCAAAUUAAACCUUUCUAAUGUAUAUUAUAGUAUAUGUCAUCUUAACAUAUUAAGCAAUGGUAUAUUUUUAACCUACAAAAAUAAUGCUAAAACACAAAAUGUUUUAUUUAAAAUAGUUAUUUCGUAGGCAUGUUUUCAAAUAAAUAUUAGAUAU
Messenger RNA from Diatraea saccharalis (sugarcane borer), 1380 nucleotides. Lineage: Eukaryota; Metazoa; Arthropoda; Insecta; Lepidoptera; Crambidae. The record is from the annotation of a GenBank genome assembly.